AUGAUUGAUUUCCCAGAUAAUGUAUGGGGAUUGAUUGACUGGGCUUCGGUCUGGAUUCUGUACCUCGUGCAUCACAGAAUGGACAUUGACAUUUUUGCCAUAGAGGUUGUUGAUCUGGACCAGCAAACCAAAAUGGUCAAAGGGCUUGAUGGUCAUGUUAUGCGCUGUGUUAAAGAUCAGAAUGGGAAUCAUGUUAUCCAGAAGCGUAUUGAAUGCGUUCCAGAGGAUGCCAUCCAGUUCAUUAUUUCCACAUUUUUUGACCAAGUUGUGACAUUGUCCGCCCAUCCAUAUGGAUGUCGGGUCAUACAGCUUUGUUUCUAUUUUUACUUUGACAGAGUCUUGGAACACUGCCAUAAUCCUGAAACACAGAUCAUUGUGAGGAAGGAGAUUUUGCAAUCUGUUUGCAUGCUGGCACAAGAUCAAUAUGGGAAUUAUGUUGUUCAGCAUGUAUUGGAACAUGGAAACCCAGAGGAGCGCACUUCUAUAAUUAACAAACUGAUGGGGCAGAUAGUUCAGAUGAGCCAGCAGAAAUUUGCCUCGAAUGUUGUGGAGAAGUGUUUAUCCUUUGGAACUCCUGAAGAACGCCAGACCUUGGUAAAUGAGAUACUGGGCUCUGAAGCUGAAACUGAUCCUCUUCAGGUUUGUUAAUUUUCAGAUCCUUCC
Nicotiana tabacum (common tobacco) is the source of this 663-nucleotide messenger RNA. NCBI's taxonomy places the organism in Eukaryota, Viridiplantae, Streptophyta, Magnoliopsida, Solanales, Solanaceae. The record is from RefSeq and is a predicted model, not a curated record.